AGGGACAGAGUCGAGCUUUGCUGCAAGACAGCCGGGACUACAAGUCCUACAAUGCCGCAGGCUCCCUGGCUGGCCGUUCCUUUUGAAUGAUUUCACUGCGGUUUACAUUCCCAUCUAGUUUCGCAGGGCGCAUCAUGGUGUUAGGAGCUGCUGGACCGCUGGCGUGAUCGGCAGGCGCAGGAAACCUUCUCGUUUAAUGGCAGCCCUGGGAAACUGCACUGCAGGAGAGAGGAGGAUGGCAGGCCGGCGGCUGGCGUGGUUUUAAAGGCUGCGAAAGGGGGUUUGCCACCUCAGAUCCCUCCUUCUGCUCGCUCCCUGCCGCCAUUCCUGCCUCUUUUGCCCCGUCUGGAAAGCCCCCUCUCGCAGCCUUGCCCGCAAAGAUGUCUCUGGCCGUGGAAGAGGAAGACUACACCAAGCUGGUGAUGGAGUCGGAGCCCGAGUGGCUGCGCACUGAGGUCAAGCGGCUCUUCCAGGAGCUGGGCGAGACCACCCGGGAGAAGAUCCAGGCUGCUGAAUACGGUCUGGCCGUGCUGGAGGAGAAGCAGCAGCUGAAGCAGCAGUACGAGGAGCUGGAGCUGGAGUACGAGACCAUCCGCACUGAGAUGGACCAGCUGAAGGAGGCUUUUGGGCAGGCUCAUACCAACCACAAGAAAGUUGCAGCAGAUGGGGAGAGCAGGGAAGAGACCUUGAUUCAGGAAUCUGCCACAAAGGAAGAGUACUACAUGAAAAAAGUCAUGGAGCUGCAGACAGAGCUGAAACAGCUGCGGAACGUUCUUGCCAACACGCAGUCUGAAAACGAGCGCUUGAAUUUUGUCACCCAGGAACUGAGAGAGGCUAAUCAGAAUGUGGAGGUGCAAAGGGGCCGCUUGCGAGACGACAUUAAGGAGUACAAGUUCCGAGAAGCCCGCUUGCUGCAAGAUUACACUGAGCUUGAGGAGGAGAAUAUCUGCCUGCAGAAACAAGUGUCUGUUCUGAAACAGAAUCAGGUGGAGUUUGAAGGACUGAAGCAUGAAAUCAAGAGGCUUGAAGAAGUAACUGAAUUCCUCAACAGCCAGUUAGAAGAUGCCAUUCGGUUAAAAGAGAUAUCUGAACGCCAGCUUGAGGAGGCCUUGGAGACCCUGAAGACUGAACGUGAACAGAAGAAUAAUCUCCGCAAGGAGCUGUCCCACUAUAUGAAUAUCAAUGAUUCCAUGUACACCAGCCAGUUGAACAUCUCCUUGGAUGGAUUGAAGUUCAGUGAUGAAACUACAGAGCCCAAUAAUGAUGAAAUUGUGAAUGGCUUUGAACAGAACUGCCUGAGUAAAAUCAGUAAUGGCAACAAUAAAGCAUCCGUGCCGAAGAAAAAUGAAAGCUUCCCUCCAGCCCCUAGCCUUGUGUCUGACCUUUUAAGUGAGCUCAAUAUAUCUGAAAUCCAAAAGCUGAAACAGCAGCUUAUUCAGAUGGAAAGGGAAAAGAUGAAUUUGUUGUCCACACUUCAAGAGUCUCAGAAACAGCUGGAAAAUACCCGGGGAGCUCUUUCGGAGCAACGGGAGAAAGUUGGCAGGCUCACAGAGAACCUGAAUGCCAUGAAGAAGCUCCAGGCCAGCAAGGAACGCCAGUCAGCUCUUGACAAUGAAAAGGAACGUGACAGCCAUGAAGAUGGAGAUUAUUAUGAGGUUGACAUCAAUGGCCCAGAGAUUCUAGAAUGCAAGUAUAAAGUGGCUGUGGCAGAGAUCAGCGACUUGAAAGAAGAGCUUAAAGUCCUUAAGGCCAGAUAUGAGGAAUGUGAAUCCAAGUAUGAAGAGGAGAAGAAUAAGUAUGAGACAGAAACUCAAGCUCUGACAGAAAAGAUCACCUCACUGGAAAAAUCUAGUAGACAAGACAGGGAUCAGGUAGUCAGAUUGGAGAAAGAACUCAAGAAAGUCAGUGAUGUUGCUGGGGAAACCCAAGGCAGUCUCACUGUUGCCCAGGAUGAACUGGUCACCUUCAGUGAAGAGCUAGCUAACCUGUACCAUCAUGUUUGUAUGUGCAACAAUGAAACUCCAAACCGGGUGAUGCUGGAUUACUACAAAGAGGGUAAAGGAGGACGCACCAGUCCAGAGGGCAAAGGCCGUCGGUCACCAAUCCUGCUCUCCAAAGGCUUGUUGUCCAUAGAUUUAGGAAAAUCAGAGAAUGCGAGUAGUGACAGCAGUCCAUCACCAGUGUCAUCUCUCCCAUCACCAGUGUCAGAUCCUAGGAAGGAACCAAUGAACAUUUACAAUCUGAUUGCCAUCAUUCGUGACCAGAUAAAGCAUCUUCAGGCUGCUGUAGAUAGAACAACAGAGUUGUCCAGGCAGCGGGUGACUACACAAGAACUUGGGCCAGUAGUAGACAAAGACAAAGAAGCUCUUAUGGAGGAAAUCUUGAAACUGAAGUCUCUGUUGAGCACCAAAAGAGAGCAAAUAGCAACUCUGAGAACUGUGCUAAAGGCCAACAAGCAGACUGCAGAAGUCGCCCUUGCAAACUUAAAAAGCAAAUAUGAAAAUGAAAAGGCCAUGGUUACAGAAACCAUGAUGAAACUCCGCAAUGAACUGAAGGCUUUAAAAGAAGAUGCUGCUACCUUCUCAUCACUGAGGGCUAUGUUUGCUACAAGAUGCGAUGAGUAUGUAACCCAGCUGGAUGAAAUGCAACGCCAGCUUGCUGCAGCUGAAGAUGAGAAGAAGACACUGAACUCCUUGCUCCGCAUGGCUAUUCAGCAAAAGCUGGCCUUGACCCAGCGCCUUGAGCAUCUUGAGCUGGAUCAUGAGCAAUCCAAAAGGGUGCGCACAAAAUCCACUUCCAAAGCCAAGAGUAGUAAUCCCAGUGUAAGUCAUAUACGAUCCUGCGGAGAAAGAUCUGAAGGGUCUGUGCUCAAUAACCAGGUCUUUUGCAGUGAGAAAUAUAAGAUCUGUUGCGAUUAAGGAGGCAAAUAGAAAGUGAUAAAUAUGUAUCUAACGUUUGUGCUGUUCAGUGUCAGCAUAAAUCCCCACUAUUUUAAUGUUGCAGUGAUGAGUGGAUUUGUACUAGUAUGUUGUUAAACCAUGUAAUACAGGUUGUAUUAUAGUGGUCUUAACUGUAACUGAUUCUCAAGCAUGGAGCAGGGGUAAUGCUGUUAACAAGUUAAGCAGUGGGAAAGUUCUUCCACGAGGCGCGAGUAUGGUUUUGCUGUCUUAUGGGUAAGUGUUAAAACUGCACACCUGCUGUAUGGCAUCUGGUGUUAUUAACUGUAGCUCGAAUAGCAUAAUGUGAUCUUUUCCCCUGGGUUAGAAGCAUGCUUCAUGGUGGAGAAAGUUUCUCUGGCAAAAAAAAAAGCAUCUCUUUGUCUAAUAUGUUUGGGAAGUGGUGAAAUGUGUCACUCACAAUUAGAUGCAUGACCUGGGUAUGGAGAGACAUUUAAAACCAAGCGUAAAUUGCUGUGGUGGCAGUGAGCUGCUUCACAUUAUCACUGCUUAGCAAAGUCCAGAAGUUUUCUUCUAAGCUGGAAAAGCCAGAAAAACUUAAAGAGAGGAGGGUAAAUUUUGAGAUCCUCUGAAAUUUUAAAUUUUCUACUUGGCUUCAAUGGAUUAACCUAUAGAACAUACACAAGGUAUGCAAUAUUAUUCGUUCUGGAGCGAAAGAUCAUGCUAAAAGAAAACAAAAUUAGGAUUUCAGCACUUCAGAAAAGUUGUGUAGUGGGACAGUAACAGCUACUGCAAAGAUUUCAGUAGUAUGUUGUUUCUGGCUGCCUAACACUCUAGGAAGAAGAUACGUUACACACCGGGCACUAUUUAGCCAAAGUUUAGCUCCAGGUAUCUCGAUUUCAGUUAGAGAGUUAAAGAUAAGCUGAACUGUCUCUGAUUGCCGUCAGUGGUCUUCAGAGUGUUCAAUAUUGUGCCCAUCAUUAUGCUAUCUACACAAUAUAUGUGUACACACAUAAUAGGAAUAUAUUCUAGUAUUGUCAAGUUGCAAUGCGGUUCCUCUUACCUGUCAGUAUUAAAGCUUGGUAGGAUAGCAUUACAGAGCUCUGACUUUGUUUAAGCAAAACAAAACAAAAAAUUACUGCAUUUCUUAUGCAAGCACAUCUUUCACAGGGCUCUACAUUCUAGGCACAGACAAACAACCAGUUUAUUAUUGCUGAUACAUAAUUAUGAAGUAGUUUAGAUAUAUGGUUUUUUUUGAAAAAACAAACAAACCUUAGUCCACUAUUGAACUUUUAAGGGGCCUUUUUAGCCACUUAAUUUCAAUAUGUUGUUAAUAAGAAUAAUAAAAAGUGUACUUCAUAAUUGGUGCCUAUAAAACAGUAAUGAUACAAGACUGGGGGGAAAUGAUGCUUUUAACAUUGUGAUAAAUUUAAAAGAGCACAAUAAGGCAUAUUUCUUUGAAAAAGGAACAAAACAAAAAGAUUCAAAAGUGCCUAGUCUCAAACUUCAUUUUAAUGUAAAGCCCUGUUCAUUUUGUACUCUUUUCAAAUAACGCUGUGUGGUUAGAAUAUGAGUAGGAGGUAAUGCAGGACUACACAGCUGAGUCCACUGAUAGUCAUGCAUUCCUGCCUUCCCCUCUCCCGCCAAGCCACACUAAUAGUAAUCUUGGUGUUGUUCUGCCUCAUCUCACAUUACUAUUUCUUUUGUAGAUGAUCAGCAGCUUGCUUCCUCUGUAUUGCCGCUCUGCCUAUAAAGUAGUUAGGAGGUAUAGCAAUGUUACUGUUAGGUAAUAAGGGGAACACUGCCUGUUUUCCCAGCAGAGGGAACCACGUGGUCCUUGGACCUCUCAAGAAAUUGGGAGCCCCUAAAAAAAUUUGCAAAAAGAAACCUGAGACUGUCACAUCUAGAAAUAGAAAAUCAUAACUGCUGGUGUUUACAAUUUUGAAAAUUGCGAAUUGUCUGGGUCUAAUACAUUACUGAAGAGUCAAUUAAUGUGAGAGAAUUGGUUUUUUUUAAAAAAAUUAGUGUCAGAAUGGCAAGUUCAGUAUGCCUCAUUUAUUACUGCCUUUGCAGGAAACACUGUAUUCUCUGGAAUUUGAGCUUUAAUAUUGCUAUGUAGCAGGUUUUGAUGUUUUUAGAAGCAGAAUACCUUUUAACAAUGUUCAAUCCUGCUUUGUUCCUCUUUGCUGCACAAUAACCCAAAAGGCCUUUUUAACUUCCUUCCCCUCCCCUAAUUCUUGCAUUGUAAGUGAAUUUUUACAAAAUGCCUGCAGGAGGGGGAAAAAAAACCUAGGCAUUUAGAAUGCUAUGCUGUUUUGCUCCAUUUGAAGCAACCAUCUCUUUUGCUUCCAAGUUAAUGGGGAGCUGUUAAUACAAUGCUAAUUGUAUCCCUUUUCCCUGGUGGUGCUCAUAAACAGAAUACUCACAGGAAAAAGGAAGUUUUAAGAAAUUGAUUACAUUGGCAAGUUUUGAAGUUAAUUGAAAAAAAGGAAUUGGGACGUGUCAGUGUUGUUCAAGGGUAUCGAUGUCUUAGUCGUUGAUAUGUGAGUUUGCCACGGGUUCACUUAUGGUUUUCAUUGUCAUUUCUAUAUUCUUUUUACAAAAAUGGGUAUAGUCAACUGCUCUAUUUGCACCAUUUAUGUCUGGAACUUUGACAAGCAGCCAUCAUUGAUUACACCACUGCUUCACUCUUAAUGUUUGGGGCAGAUGUACAGGUCCAACUGGUUUUAAUCUUCGGUAGAAAGAGAAAGUCAGAAUAAUCUCAAAAGGUGAAUUGCUGCUUGGAUCCCAGAUGUUCAGAGUGUGUAAGGGUUGUCAGCUUCCUAAAACUAACUUCUGUUAAGAGAGAGAUGUGUAUGUAUGUGUGUAUGCAAACGCACACACACUCAUAUAUAAAGUUUCUGCCUUUGUUGAGUUGGAAUGCAGCAUGGAAAAAUUCCUAAGCCAUCACCUACCUCUGCAAGCAGGACUUCUCUCAUGAAUGAUUUACUAUCCUCUGCAUUGGCUGGCAUGAUACACUGACCUGCAUGUUUCUGGAGAGCCUAAAGCUUCAUGGAUAACUUCUCUUGCUUACUCAGUGCUGUCUACUUUUUGCUUGAGCAGCAUAGCUUAAUUCAGGACUUGUAAGAAACUUUCUUCCUGCACAGCUUUUGUUAACUGGCAAGUGCGUCGAAGCAUUGUUUCAGAUGCUUGGAAAGCACACUCAAACUAAGAUGGCUGCCUGACCUUUGAAGACUAACAGCCCCUCAGCUGACUAAUAUGCUAUGGAUUUUUAGUUCUUAAACUGAAGCAUAAUGACCAAGCUUUUUGAAAAAUUUCUAAUGUUAUUAUUUUUUUUUUUACUUUCCACUUUUCAGCUGUAGAGUAGUUCCUGGAGGAGGCCAACUUCGUUUCUUAGCCUGGGUCGAUAUGGUUAGAAGCAUGUUGCACAAAGAAUGGAAACCACUGAUAAUGAACCUCCCUCCCUCCCCCCCUCCCCCCCCCCCAAAAGCAAAGCCACACAAUUUUCAAUCUGCUUUCUGCUUGGGUUUUUUAAAAAUUCUUUUUGUGGCAUAUUAUGUCUGGAUACAAACAAACAAAAAGUUUUAUACAUUUAAGUGCUGCUGCAGGAAGAAAACUUACAAAUGCUGAAGAAACUGACUUCAUAAUGUAAUAAUUGUCACGGUGGCUUACUCUGGCCUGCUAGAAAUGUUCAGUUGGGUAUUUUGUUUCCUUAGAGCAUUCAUAAAAAGUCUGAUUGUUUCAACCUGUGCACUUUUAAUAUUUUGAUAUUUACUUUCUUUUUAUUCUUUUUGUAGAAGAGUUUAUAUAUUUUAAAAAAAUCCAGUGAUUUAUGCUAAUAAUCUCCAUCCAGUUUGGACUUGUGCUUGAUGGUUUUUAUUGUUUUCAGUUUGCAUGUGGCAGAGUUAUAUAUUGGUUUUGCUCUAAACUGUGUUUAAGAAAACAACUUCAAUACAAACUAUGUGUUCUGUUAAAGUAUAUAUGUGCUGUGAAUCAGCAACUUGCUUUCUUUUUUCAUUUUUAAUUAUAAAAUGUUAAGCUUUAUCUGUUCUUAAAUUACUGAUUUUAACUGCCAUGUUAAUUGAGAAAUCCAGGGUAUUCAAAUUCUGGGGUUUUUUCAUAUUGUAUUAUUAUUCUUAGGAAUAGUUCAAUGUAACAAGAAGAAAACUUGACUUUGCUCUGGUUAAAACAGUUAUAGGCACUUGAAAAAAAUUAGUGUUACCUAUAAAUUCCAGAAUGUCUGGGUUUUAGGAAGAUGUUACAGCGUAUGAUCGGUUAACAGAAUUUUAUACAACAAUACCACUUAAAUUCCAAAUUGGAAUUGUUUUGUUACUACUUUGUUUUAUUGUGCCAAAUUGUGGUACAGUUGAGGAAGACAAAUUCUAAAAUUGUCCGUAAUAGGGUGUUCUAUUUCAGCGCCUUUGUGUUGUUUAAUUGUUGCCAGUAGUGCCUUUCAUAAUUUUAAGGGAGAGUGUAGGCUAGUUUAGUCUGUCCAAGAAGAAAGUAAACAGUGGUUUUGGAACCAAGGGAUCCAUGUGGAGCAAUAAGUGCAAAGCGAACUCCCCUAUCGCACAUUUUUUAAUGGCUAGACCGAUUAUAGAGGUGAAAUAUGCGCAAAUUGUAAAAAAUUCUGUUAGUCAAUGAUACUUCAUCCCGCAAAUCCUUGCAAAUUCAGGGGCAUAACAGAAAAACAAAUAUUAAACAAAACCUGAUUUAUACUUUGUGAACCAAAUGGAUUUUAUUGAACAAAAUAAUAAGCAAGAUGUAUUAACACAUUUGUGGUUGCAGUACGGAGGAUGUUUUGGGACUUUUGGUGUUUUGGUAGCUUUGUAAGGUGGUGGUUCCAGUUUAACCAUAGUAUUGUUUGCAAGAAGAAGAGGACAAUAUUUAAUAUUUUUCUCUUGCAUGUUGUAUCUAAUUGUAAUUUCAGGAAACAGAAACAUGUGCAUCAACAAGAUGUACCUGCUAGUCAUGGUGCUAUUUGUUGAAGCUACUUGGAAUGAUUAAAUUGGUACUUUAAAAAAAUUGUAAUAAUAAUUCAUGGGGAAAAGCUUUCUGUUUGCUGGAAAAAAAACCCUUUAUAAUUCCUAGAAGUGGGGACUUAUAUUUUCAUCUUUUGGUUACAGUAUUGACGCAUAUUAUGUUUAAGAUUACAUCUCUAUGUGGGUAUUUAUUUGAAAUGUCAAAGUACUGUAUUAUGUUUUUAUGUGCAUUACCUUUUAGUGGUGGAUUGGUCUCCAUUUUAUUGUUAUAUGCAUGUACCCUUUGCCAAGUAACCUUUACACAGACCUAGAAAAAUGUGGAUGUAAUUGCUUAAAAGGAAGACAUGAAAGCUGAUUAAGGGGUGUUCUGUGUUAAUUUAAUAACUUUAGGUUGUAUAGAGGGCAAAAAUAUGUUAAUUCCAAAUUAAUCCAAAAAGAGCGCGGGUUGUGUAGGAAAGCAAUCUACCUGCGUAAAGGUAGUCACAUUGGCAGUAUCAAUAAAGGAGAAAGAAGAGAUUA
Molecule: messenger RNA, 8398 nt
Organism: Sphaerodactylus townsendi
Lineage: Eukaryota; Metazoa; Chordata; Lepidosauria; Squamata; Sphaerodactylidae
Gene: BICD2
Product: BICD cargo adaptor 2
Exons: 7
Coding region: 381-2918 (845 amino acids)
Biological process (GO): regulation of microtubule cytoskeleton organization; microtubule anchoring at microtubule organizing center; protein localization to organelle
Cellular component (GO): Golgi apparatus; cytosol
Molecular function (GO): dynactin binding; dynein complex binding; cytoskeletal adaptor activity
Source: RefSeq, a predicted model, not a curated record